Molecule: messenger RNA, 1666 nt
Organism: Rubroshorea leprosula
Lineage: Eukaryota; Viridiplantae; Streptophyta; Magnoliopsida; Malvales; Dipterocarpaceae
Source: the annotation of a GenBank genome assembly
ACACCACCCAACCUCAGGGCAAUAUGGAGCAUUUCUACCUUACUCUUCUCCUCCUCUUCGUCUCCUUCGUAACCCUCUCUCUUUUUAUCCUCUUUUACAAUCAUUGGUCCAAAUACACCAACCCUAACCUACCUCCGGGGAGGGCCGGCCUCCCCAUCGUUGGCGAGACCUUCCAGCUCCUCUCCCCUGGAUGGAAAGGUCACCCCGAGAAAUUCAUUUUUGACCGAAUGCUCCGUUACUCCUCUAAUAUCUUUAAGACACACAUCCUUGGUAGACCAUUUGCAGUCUUCUGCGGACCCGCAGGAAACAAGUUCUUGUUUUCCAAUGAAAACAAACUCGUCACUUCGUGGUGGCCGGAUUCCGUAAACAAAGUAUUCCCAACCUCUGUCCUGACAUCCUCACAACACGAAUCUAAAAAGAUGAGAAAACUCCUCCCUCAGUUCUUGAAACUCGAGGCCCUGCAGAGUUACAUUGGAAUCAUGGAUACCACCGCUCAACGACACUUUGCUUCCGACUGGGAAAACAAAGACGAGGUCGUCGUCUACCCUUUGGCAAAACGUUACACUUUCUGGAUCGCCUCCCGUAUUUUCAUCAGUGUUGAAGAUCCCGACCACGUCGCCCAGUUCGCCGCCCCUUUCAACCUUCUGGCCUCCGGCCUCCUCUCCCUUCCCGUUGACUUGCCCGGAACCCCAUUCAACAAAGCCAUAAAGGCAUCGAGUUUCAUCCGAAAGGAACUACUCAAGAUCAUCAAGCAGAGGAAGGUUGACCUCGCGGAGGGUAAGGCGUUGCCGACUCAUGAUAUACUGUCCCACAUGCUGUUAACCAGCGACGAGAACGGACAGUUCAUGACUGAGUUGGAUAUCGCCGAUAAGAUUCUGGGUUUGUUGAUCGCCGGACACGACACCGCCAGUGCCGCCUGUACUUUCAUCGUCAAGAGUCUGGCGGAGCUUCCUCACAUCUAUGAAGGAGUUUACAGAGAACAAGUUGAAAUUGCAAAAUCAAAGGCCCCAGGGGAGCUGUUGAAUUGGGAUGAUAUUCAGAAGAUGAGAUACUCUUGGAACGUUGCUUGUGAAGCUCUGAGACUUGCCCCACCACUUCAAGGGGCCUUUAGAGAAGCCAUCACUGACUUCAUUUUCAAUGGUUUCUCCAUUCCAAAGGGCUGGAAGUUGUAUUGGAGUGCAAACUCAACCCACAAGAACCCAGAAUACUUUCCAGAACCGGAAAAAUUCGACCCGGCUAGAUUUGAAGGAAAUGGACCUGCUCCUUACACAUUCGUUCCAUUUGGAGGUGGCCCCAGGAUGUGCCCAGGCAAGGAGUAUGCCCGUCUGGAAAUCCUGGUUUUCAUGCACAAUUUGGUGAAGAGGUUCAAAUUGGAGAAAAAACUUCCGGACGAGAAGAUUGUGGUGGAUCCAAUGCCCAUCCCAGCCAAGGGUCUUCCUGUUCGCCUCUACCCUCACAAAGCUUGAGAACAAAUUGAAGCAUGGAUUAAUAUCAAUAAUUAUUAUAAUAGGAAUGCAUGACAUAGUUGAAAUAAGACAUACAUAUCUUCCUGCUUUUGCGUGUAUCCUCUCAAAGCUUAAGAGAAAAUUGAUAUGUAUGCGAAGGUAGUUUAAAAAGAUGAGAGAUAGUUACUUUUCAUUAUGUAAUAUAAAAUUAAAAAACGCAU